AAGCAAGACUGAUUGGAGUUAGUUUACAGAUGAUGUUUACAGCGCACAAGUUCUGUGCGUAAAUCGAAACCAGAGUUCAAAAUCUAAAAAUCCCUUAUGUUAGAUUUUUAACAUUUUGCUCGGUUAAAAUAAGUAGAGUUUUUAAUUCAGGAGUAACAAAGAAAGAAAAAUGUUUGGUGCAAAACCAACAGGAUUUUCUUUUGGAUCUGGCAAUGCUACAUUUGGUGCAAGUUCUACAACCCCUUUUGGAGCAGGGAACACAUCAACAUUUGGAACUGCAGGCAAUAAAACAUUUGGAGGAACGCCAGCAUUUGGUUCCCAGACCCCAAACACAGGAGGCACCAGCUUAUUUGGUCAGCAGAGCACGUCUCAGACAGCAGGCUUGUUUGGCCAGCAGAGCACAGGAGGGGCCUUUGGCAGCACCCAGUCAUCAGGGUUUACAUUUGGUGCUACACCUGCCACCAACCCUGGAGGCAGUAUGUUUGGUCAGCAGAGCACGGCACAGACAACAGGGGGGUUGUUUGCCUCACCUGUGUCCAACACAAGUUUUGGAGCCAAAACUCCAGGAUUUGGAGGAUUUGGUACGAACACUUCAACAUCUGCAGGAUUGUUUGGAGGAAGUCAACAAACAUCAACUCUUUUUGGUAACCCAGGUGCUAGUGCAGGUUUUGUUCAGACAGCUCCGAAUGGAACGACUGUCAAGUUCAACCCUCCCACCAGCCAAGAUACAAUGGUCAAGAAUGGAGUCAGCACAAACAUCAAUACACGGCAUCAGUGCAUCACCGCAAUGAAAGAGUACCAAAGCAAAAGUCUAGAGGAGCUCCGAGUGGAAGACUAUUUGUCAAAUCGCAAAGGGAAACAGGCUACUACUGGGUUUGCAACCCCAUCAGCUUCUGGAACAUUUAAUCCAACUCCAGCCUCAACUGGUACAUCUUUGUUUGGACAACAGCAACAGCCACAACAGCCACAACAACAAAGUACAAGUUUAUUUGGACAAAACAAACCUUUGUUUGGAGCUUCAACUGCCACCGGAACAUCGGGCUUCUCUGGCUUUGGCACCACAACUUCAACUCCAAGUUUGUUUGGCCAGCCAACUCAAAAUAAGCCUCUCUUUGGUUCUACACCAACUACCCAGGCUGCAGGCUUUGGGGGAACAAGUGCAGGAUUUGGGGGAUUUGGUGGCUUUGGAAGUACUAGCACUGCAGGUUCAAGUCUGUUUAACUCAAAGCCAGCAUUUGGAACCACCACCACUGCGGCCAGUGGUUUUGGAGCACCUGCCAACAAUUUGUUUGCCAAACCAACCACAGGACCCAGCCUCUUUGGAAGCACAUCCCAGCCCACCAGCUUUGGAACGACCAGUGGAUUUUCCUUUGGAAGUACUGCUGGAAUAGGAGGAACCAGCACAGGAGGGUUUGGAGCUAAGCCUCCACCAUUUGGAGGCACCAGUACCUUUAACUUAGGCCAGACUUCUGGGUUUAGCCUCAGUAAACCAUUUGGUGCCAGUACAGGAAUCGGCACAGGAUUUGGACCAGGCUUUGGUAUGAGUACAAGUUUGUCUCAAGGUGGCGCUUCAACUACCUUAAGCUCAGCUGCCCCUCAAGCAGCAGCAGUUCCCAAUGAGAUUCAAAUCAAACAGCAGUUGAUGGCUCUGGCUAGCUCCCCAUACAGUGAUUCCCCAUUGUUUUGGAAUCUGAAGCCAAGUGACAAGAAAAGGGAAGAAAUCUUGAAACCGACAAACCCCUCGGCCCAGAAAGCUGUUCUGUCCAAUCAGUAUAAAGUCAGCUCCAGACCAACAGCCAAAAUGAAACCCAAAUCAUUGCACAACAUGCUCAAUGGCUCAAAGAACCACAUUUUUGAGGGCUUGGAAGAUGAUGACUUUAGUGGUGGAAAUGAAAGCUUCAUGCCAAAGAAGAGCAUCAAGAAGUUGGUGAUCCGAAAAGGUAGCUCCAACUCCAGUUCACCUAGCCGUGCCUCAUCAGUGUUGGGAGAGUCAGAGAAUCACAGUGUUAAUGAAGCUGACCUCACACAGAAUGGGAACUCAUUCUUGCAUGACAGACUAGAGAAAGAGCAGAGAAUUCCUGAGGUCCACAUUCCAUCAAAACCUAUGUCAGAAAACUUUGACGACACAAUAUCGCAAUUGAAUGUUCAUAAACGAGUUCCUAUAACAUCUAAAUCUCCGGAUGACACGGAUCUCAGUCUGAAUCAAACAGUAGAUGAAAGCAUCGAGAGACCUACCACACCUCCACCACCUAACUUGGCAGGUAUAGUCCUGACUCGUCCUGGGUACUACACAAUACCCUCAGUGGAGGAGCUUUGUGAGCUAGUGGAUGAGAAUGGAGACUGUUUUGUGGAUGGCUUUACUGUUGGGAGGGAGGGAUACGGAAGCAUAUUCUUCCCCGGACAGAUCAAUGUAGCCAACCUCAAUCUGGAUGAAAUUGUGCAUAUUCGACGUAAGGAGGUCAUCGUGUACCCAGAUGAUGAUAACAAGCCACCCGAGGGUGAGGAGUUGAACAGGAAGGCAGAGAUCACCCUAGACUGUGUGUGGCCCACAGAUAAAACAACUCGAUCCUACAUUAAGGAUCCAGAGAGAUUAAAGACCUUAGGAUACCAUGAGAAAAUGGAAGAAAUUACAGCUCGCAUUGGUGGCAGGUUCUUGGACUAUCGACCAGAAACUGGCUCAUGGGUGUUUGAGGUGAAACAUUUUACAAAGUAUGGUUUGGAGGAGAGUGACGAGGAAGACUUGUCUGCCCUUGCUCAAAUGAAGGCAACGAGUCAGAAAUUGCAAAAGACGAUUAAGUCUGGACCUACAUUGGAAGGGGAGAGGAAACCUCCUGCAUCCUCGGUGAGAGAAGCACCUGCUCCACAGCCCCAGGACACGGCUGUACCUAUGACAGACGAUGAUAUCGAGGGUCUCCCUGAUAUAUCACAGGAGACGGCCCCCGAUAGCAUGGUUGAGGACUACUCAGGUGAGGGAUACGAGGAGGAGAUGGAGGAGCAGCCUUCCUCCCAUCGCCUCGCCCAGAGUAUGGGAGUCAGUGCCCAGAACAUGCAGGUCAUGAAGGCCUCCUUCUUCCACGAGGAGGAUGUACCACAGCAGCCAGAUGUAUUGAGUUCAACUCGUCUAGAGGGAAAGCGAGGACCAAGCAUGUUUAGUUCUGCCUACAAGAAUUCUUUUAUGUCGCCUGUAAAGCUUUCCAGUGUUCCAAAAAGUGCCAAUAUUGAAAAAGAAAGGGGAGCUUUUCCCCCUCGGAUAGUGACUCCCGAGCCAAUCCGGCCGGUUAAGUCUAAAUAUCAGAUGCCUCCAGUGGAUGAACACCAGCCCAUUCCAAGCGGGAUGAAGUCAGAUGAUCUUCCUCGAAGGAUUGUUGGAUCACGGAUAGCAAGGGCUAUCCCAGAGUUCAACAAAUCCAACAUGUAUGAUAAGCAGAAUGUGAUCUGGGAUGCAGGUCUAAUCCAUGGGCGGUCAUUCCGUGUAGGGUGGGGCCCAGGGUGGACACUUGCUCAUGCUGGGUUAACUGUCACUGACAGAAGCACAGGAGCAGAAGAAACUUCUUUCUCCAUGUUAUCAGGUUCAAGAAAAAGGAAAAUUGGCCAAACAAAUUGGAAUGUUGCUCUAGAGAAGCUAAAUGCGACAUCUUACUUCCAACCAGAUGACCCAAUAGUAGUGCGUAACCACGAAGAGUUGCUGUCCAUUCAGCUGGAACAUGCAGGGAGAGAUGUGGAGGAGGGGUGUCCUGUCUUUGCCCCCAGGGAUGGGGAGGUGUCCCUACAGCACAUAGUGGAGCGCAUCAAGCAGGACAAAAACGAUACAGAGGGACAUCCAGACCAUGCCAGUGUUAGCUACGCAGAAACAAUCUGGAACCUGUGUGCUGCUUUGUUUGGAACGCUACCAGAUGACAUUGUGAAUAACUAUGAGCUACAGAAUGCUAGGAGAGAGGCAGUUUCUAGGUGGCUUUCUUCUACAGCCAGGGACAAAAUCCAAAAAGAGAUUCAUGAAGCCAAAUACAAGGGAAAGAAUCACCUGCCUGCUUUAUUUGCUCACCUGACAGGUAGACAGGUAGCAGCAGCCUGCAGCCUGUCCCAGAAGAGUGGGGACACACGGCUGGCAUUGGUCCUCUCACAGUGCAUGGGUAGUCCCUAUCCCAAACAUUUACUGGAUAUGCAGCUCAAUGAAUGGGCCGAGUUAGGGGCCUACAAGUUUAUAGAGGAGCUGAGACUAAAGCUGUACGUUCUCCUUGCUGGUCGUAUGGUGUGGCAGACUCCUCAAUCUGUCGUCAACACUUGUAUGGACUUGGACUGGAAGAGGGCUUUUGCACUUCAUUUAUGGUACAUGUGCCCUCCAACUGCACCAGCCCAGAUCACCAAAGCUCUGGAGGAGUAUGAAAUGGGUUGUAGUGGAGAUUCACCCUUGGGGAUGUAUUGUAGCCCUCCAUUGCCACCAUAUCUAGAGGAGGAUCAAAUGGGGGACACAGAAAAUAUCCGAGAUACUGCAUACCAUUUGCUCAAGUUAUACUCGGAAAGGACCUAUGCCCUUGAAAGUCUUUUUAAUCCUAGAUCUUCAACUGCAAAUCACAUGGACUAUAGACUCAGCUGGCACCUGCUGCAGGUACUCCAGUCAGUGCAGGCCCAGUAUCGCCAUCUGUCGGCCUACAACACCACCUGUCUACACCUCAGCUUCGCCGCUCAGCUCGAGUCCAUAGAAAUGUGGGAGUGGGCGGUCUUUGUAGUCCUACAUCUGGAAGACAGAAGAAGUCGAGAGUGGAGGACGCGAGAUCUGUUACACAGAUAUGUCUCGGUAGAGGAAGAGUUCAAUGAACAGGAAGUCUUUGUCAGAGAAAAGCUUGGUAUACCAGUCGAAUGGAUUCACUACGCAAAGGCUCUGAAAGCUCGGAAUGAUAGAAAUCACCAUGCUGAAGCCGUUCACUUGCUGAACUCAAAGCGAUGGAAUGAGUGUCAUAAAGUCUUGCUGUGCCAUUUGUCAUCAGAUGCCAUUAUUAAUGAAAAUCAUGGCUACCUGCAUCGAUUUCUGGUGGAGUUGGCCCCACAUGACAGGUGUAAGCAGAUCGUGGACUGGUCUGCUGGGGGUCAGGUGUUGCUGGAUUACAUCACACUGGUCAGCAAACUGGAACAAAUAAAACUAGACAUCGAGAGAAAUGAGCAGGGAAGAGGUGUAGCUGUUGAUAGUUUACGGACAGACAUUACAUCAUUAUGUGACAGAAUAUCUAAUUUACCUUGUUACCAAUCCAGAGACAGGCUGUGCCAGUCAGAGAUAUCUAAGAGACUGUCUGUUCUCUUCCACACCAUUCUUAAUUUACAAGGAGAUCAAGACCUCUCUGUCAGAUUAAUGGCACCCUACAUAGGACAGUUACCAAUGCCAGAAGAUUACAGACUGCAGGAACUGAGUAGUUUGACUCGCAAUUUCUCAGCCAGUUAUUUAAGGCUAUAAACUGAAAAGAAAGACUUUUAAGUAAUUUAAACAGUCAAACUCAUCUUGAAUCUAUGUGCAAACUGUACUCCAAAGGGAUGAAUGCCUGUUCUUUGUAUGAGAACAUGUGCUGUUGCAGAUUUUAUCAAUUCCCCUAUGUUCAGAAUGUUUGUUCAUUGAAGGUAUAGAAGAAUUGAGUGUCAAGUGUUGUGGAAAUGGGAGAGAAGUGAUAUUGUUUAUGAGAAAUAGGGAGAAUUACCGGUACUCAUGACUUUCAAAAUGUCAAUGGAAAUUGAAAGCACUUCAUUAAAUCACAGAACAGCUGAAUGUUGUGAAUAUUUACAUGUAUGAACGUUAUUGUUUGUAUUGAUAAAAUAAAAAAAAAUGAAUGAAAUUCU
Molecule: messenger RNA, 5823 nt
Organism: Magallana angulata
Lineage: Eukaryota; Metazoa; Mollusca; Bivalvia; Ostreida; Ostreidae
Product: nuclear pore complex protein Nup98-Nup96-like
Exons: 38
Coding region: 170-5446 (1758 amino acids)
Biological process (GO): post-transcriptional tethering of RNA polymerase II gene DNA at nuclear periphery; RNA export from nucleus; protein import into nucleus
Cellular component (GO): nuclear pore; nuclear pore cytoplasmic filaments
Molecular function (GO): structural constituent of nuclear pore
Source: RefSeq, a predicted model, not a curated record